AUGGCCAGCCCCAAGGCUUUUCUCCUUGCAAUCCUCGGCUGCGCCUUCUUAUUCAGUGGUGCUCUCGCAGCUCGCGCCCUGAGUGACGACUCAGCCAUGGUGGCGAGGCACGAGCAAUGGAUGGCACAGUACAGCCGUGUCUACAAAGAUGCUGCCGAGAAGGCUCGGCGGUUCGAGGUGUUCAAGGCCAAUGUUAAGUUCAUCGAGUCAUUCAACGCCGCUGGGAACCGCAAGUUCUGGCUCGGCGUCAACCAGUUUGCCGACCUCACCAACGACGAGUUCAGGGCCACCAAGACUAACAAGGGCUUCAAACCUAGCCCGAUGAAGGUCCCUACCGGAUUUAGGUACGAGAAUGUUAGCAUUGAUGCGCUUCCGGCGACCAUCGACUGGAGAACCAAGGGUGCUGUGACUCCCAUCAAGGAUCAGGGACAGUGUGGCUGCUGCUGGGCGUUCUCGGCUGUGGCCGCCACGGAGGGCAUUGUGAAAAUCAGCACCGGAAAGCUCAUCUCGCUCUCGGAGCAAGAGUUGGUGGAUUGCGAUGUCCAUGGAGAGGAUCAGGGAUGUGAGGGUGGUUUGAUGGACGACGCCUUCAAGUUCAUCAUCAAGAAUGGCGGCCUAACCACUGAGUCUGGCUAUCCUUACACAGCUGCGGAUGACAAGUGCAAGAGUGGAUCGAACAGUGCUGCGACCAUCAAAGGCUAUGAAGAUGUGCCGGCAAACAACGAGGCAGCCCUCAUGAAGGCCGUAGCUAACCAGCCUGUCUCGGUGGCCGUGGAUGGAGGAGACAUGACAUUUCAGUUCUACUCCGGUGGUGUGAUGACCGGCUCUUGCGGCACAGACUUGGAUCAUGGAAUUGCAGCAAUCGGUUAUGGAAAGGCAAGUGAUGGCACAAACUACUGGCUCAUGAAGAACUCUUGGGGCACCACAUGGGGCGAGAAUGGUUACUUGAGAAUGGAGAAGGAUAUUUCGGACAAGAGGGGCAUGUGCGGCCUCGCCAUGGAGCCUUCCUACCCCACUAAGUAG
This is a messenger RNA of Setaria italica (foxtail millet), 1023 nucleotides long. RefSeq names its product senescence-specific cysteine protease SAG39. NCBI's taxonomy places the organism in Eukaryota, Viridiplantae, Streptophyta, Magnoliopsida, Poales, Poaceae. Gene Ontology annotation, molecular function: cysteine-type endopeptidase activity. Bases 1 to 1023 code for a protein of 340 amino acids. Gene Ontology annotation, cellular component: lysosome. The transcript has 2 exons. The record is from RefSeq and is a predicted model, not a curated record.